Messenger RNA from Paralichthys olivaceus (Japanese flounder), 1441 nucleotides. It is a transcript of the gene dap, whose product is annotated as death-associated protein. The record is from RefSeq and is a predicted model, not a curated record. Gene Ontology annotation, biological process: apoptotic signaling pathway; negative regulation of autophagy; cellular response to amino acid starvation. Lineage: Eukaryota; Metazoa; Chordata; Actinopteri; Pleuronectiformes; Paralichthyidae. Gene Ontology annotation, molecular function: death domain binding.
CCUGAAGGCUGGCGCAUGACGUCACCACGCACCGUUUCCAAACAAUAAUCGAGGAAAAGCCACGUUGACGUUCCAGACUCAAGUGAGCUCCAGAAUCAAGCUGAAAGAUUUCAGUCGCGUCCCGACGCUCCGGCUCCCUCACCUCGCCUCAGAGUCCCGCUCGGAGCUGACAUGUCGUCACCGCCGAAGGAGAAGGUGGAAACCAAAGGAGGACACCCCCCCGCAGUGAAGGCAGGAGGGAUGAGGAUAGUGCAGAAGCACCAGGUAGCUGCCGUCCCAGAACCACUGCCGAAAGAAGACGACGACGAGGAGUACGUCAGCAGCAGUCCACCAAAGGCUCCUGUGAUCGUGUCUGGAGUGGUUACAAAGGGUGAUAAGGACUUCACCCCAGUUGCUGCCCAGGUGGCCCACCAGAAGCCCCAGCCUUGUGUUCCCAAGCUGUCCUCUGUCCAGCAAAUCAACCAGCACAUCCACCAGCCCCGCAAGUGAGCCAGGCACCAGACUAGAAUGGCUCCGCUAACUCCACCAGCCGGCCUUCCCAACGAAACACAGAGGAUGAAGAGGUUUCCCCACUCGGCACAGAUCUCCCCCAAAAUAAUUGAAGUAAUUUUUGUGACCCUGAUGCUAAAAUGGCCAUUGUAGGAGGCCCACUCUUUACACCCUUGCUGCAGUGGUGCAACUAAGUGCUGCAAUUUUGGAUCCAUUCCUUAAGAGAGGUUGUAAUAACAGUUGUACAGUCUUAAUAUGGUAUAAAUGGGCUGAGGGUUUUCUUAAAUGGCUAUUUUAAUUGGAUUUAAUUGCUGAGAAACUGGUCUUAGAUCUGAGUCUCUGGGGGGAACUCUUACUCCACCGAUGUGCUGACCGAUACCACGUCACUGCAACCAGCCAAUUACGACAUAUCUGUCAAUCAGGCCCACUAGCCAACCAAUCACCUCCCAGUGAUGAGCCCAGGCUCCAGCCUUCUACCAACGAGCUUCACAGACCAAAAGAACCAAUCGACUAAUCCAAGAGGUGGACAAAGGUCUUACACGAUCGCCACAAACCAAAACCACAGAGAGCACCUAUCUAAAUUGCAAGAAUCAGUUCGAUGCAAGUGUAUCACUGAGACCGUUGCCAAAGUGCAUGUGCACAGCCUGGACCAGAGGAAGUAAAAGUAGAGUGUUACAUGAGAGCACUAACCCGUCAUUAGCCCAAAUACUGAGGUUACCAUCGACUGACAAGCAUUCCUUAUGAUGCCUUCCCCCAUAUCCCCAGAAGAAAUAUCCAUCAAAAUUAGAUAUGACUCAUCAGAGUUUUGAAAUAUAUCCACACUAGAGAAGAAACAGAUUUUACAGAUGUCAAGUAAUAACAAAUGAGAUGACCCAUUUUUCUGUAAUGAUGGCCAUCAUUACCCAGGAUGUUACCUGAUGCAUGUCCUUAAUGUUGUGACUCAAUAUGGCUA